Salvia splendens (bonfire salvia) is the source of this 1194-nucleotide messenger RNA. RefSeq lists its product as uncharacterized. Lineage: Eukaryota; Viridiplantae; Streptophyta; Magnoliopsida; Lamiales; Lamiaceae. The transcript is spliced from 2 exons. The coding region runs from base 1 to 1194 and encodes 397 amino acids. The record is from RefSeq and is a predicted model, not a curated record.
AUGGUUCUUGCUCUAGCUGCUAUACAUGGAUGGAAGCUUGCUCAUCUUGAUAUUAAUAAUGCUUUCUUAUAUGGUGAACUUGACGAAGAAAUAUACAUGACUCCACCACCUGGUUUGAUUGUUCCAGAAACUCCACAAGAAUCUGGAAUGCUUGUUUGCAAGCUGAAAAAGUCUCUUUAUGGCCUUAAGCAAGCUUCUAGGCAAUGUGAUGAUACUCAGAUAACAAGCUUCAAAGAGUUUCUCACUAACCACUUCAAAUACAAGGAUCUAGGCACACCUAAAUACUUUCUGGGAAUUGAAAUUGCUAGAAAUCACAGUGGAAUUUUCAUUUCACAACACAAGUAUGCAUUGGAUCUGGUUUCUGAUGCAGGUCUUCUUGGCUGCAAACCCUCUGCUAUCCCUAUGGAUUCAUCUAAAAAACUGCAACAAGAUGAGGGAGGGCCUCUUUCUGAUCCUACUGCCUAUAGAAGACUCAUUGGCCGUCUAGUGUAUCUCUGCAUAACUAGACCUGAUAUCACCUUUGCAGUGAACAAACUCAACCAAUUCUUGUCUAAACCUUGUUCAGGGCAUAUGCUAGCUGCUGAAAAAGUUCUUAAAUAUUUGAAAUGCACACUAGGCCAUGGAAUUUUUUACUCAGCUAAUGCAGAUCUAUCCUUGAGCAUUUUCUCUGAUGCAGACUGGGCUGCAUGUCCAGACACAAGAAGAAGCAUAUCUUGUUUCUGCUUAUUCUUGGGAAGCUCUCUGAUUUCUUGGCGUUCAAAGAAGCAGCACACGAUUUCCAGAUCCUCAGCUGAAGCAGAAUAUAGAGCAAUGGCUUUGGCAUGCUGUGAAGUAGUUUGGAUUGUAGCUUUAUUAAAGGAUUUUGGUGUUCCUGUGAAGCAACCUAUUCCCCUUUAUGGUGAUAAUCAGGCAGCAGUUUACAUUAACUCCAAUCCGGUGUUUUAUGAGCGUACUAAACACAUUGAAAUCGACUGCCACACUGUUCGAGAAAAGCUACUUGAAGGGGUUAUCAAGCCUAUACAUGUCCAUAAUCAUCUUCAGCUUGCUGGUAUAUUCACCAAGCCUUUGGCAUCACUCCCUUUCAUAAUAUGUUGGUCAAGAAGGAUUUUACAACGGUGUAUAGUCCAUCUUGAGGGGGGCUCUCAGAUUAAUCAUCAAGAAGUGAUUCAACUCCGAGAAGCUGAUCAUCUAUGA